Messenger RNA from Ostreobium quekettii, 396 nucleotides. The record is from the annotation of a GenBank genome assembly. NCBI's taxonomy places the organism in Eukaryota, Viridiplantae, Chlorophyta, Ulvophyceae, Bryopsidales, Ostreobiaceae.
AUGACCUCUGUACAGUUGGCGCCUGAGGGCGUCCAGGUCGAGCUGGAGCCCACCCGGUUGCUGCAUUUCGAACAUGGGGACCAGGGUACAGCAUUUUUGCGGCGUUGUUUUUUGGCGAGUUUUCCCCACAGCGUUUUUUUUUCAGCUUUUUUCGAAGUGUUGCUACGGAGACGGGAAAGUUUCAUACAGCCGGGAACCACUGAACCAGUCCACUUGGUUUGCUUUUUGUCCUUCUGGGCGGACAGGCACGGCUGCACUUUGGCGCCCAAACUGGCUGCGGGUUUGUUCCCUGCGGCGGCGUUUGAACCACCGGCACUGUGCGUUGGGGAGCUUGCAGAUUUGGCAGUAAUAAGGACGGGCAUUGGCUGCAAAUCAGAAAUAAGGAAGGUGGCUUGA